AUGGAAAUGACCAACGGGUCCCUGCAGUACCCCUCCAUACUUCACACGGACUUCGGACCGCUAAAUGACCUUCUGGAGGAGAACGAAACAAACUCAACCGCAGGAGAGCGAAACUGGCUGAACUGCGUUCAGAUCCGGAUCCCUCAGGAGCUCUUCUUGGCACUGGGACUCAUCAGUCUGGUGGAAAACAUCUUGGUCAUCAUGGCGAUUAUUAAAAACCGAAACCUCCACUCGCCCAUGUACUACUUUAUCUGCUGCCUGGCCGUGUCUGACAUGCUUGUCAGCGUCAGCAACGUGGUGGAGACCAUAUUCAUGCUUCUCAAUGACCACGGCCUCCUGGAUGUGCACCCCGGCAUGCUUCGCCACCUGGACAACGUCAUCGACGUGAUGAUCUGCAGCUCCGUGGUGUCCUCUCUCUCCUUUCUGUGCACCAUCGCUGCCGAUCGCUAUAUCACCAUCUUUUACGCGCUGAGGUAUCACAGCAUCAUGACCCCUCAUCGCGCCAUCAUCAUCAUCGUGGUGGUGUGGCUGGCCAGCAUCACCUCCAGCAUCCUCUUCAUCGUAUAUCACACCGACAACGCCGUCAUCGUGUGCCUUGUCACUUUCUUCUGCACUACUCUGGUAUUCAACGCCGUGUUAUACCUGCACAUGUUUGUCCUGGCGCACGUGCAUUCUCGGCGCAUCAUGGCUUUCCACAAAAACAGGCGCCAGUCCACAAGUAUGAAGGGAGCCAUAACCCUCACUAUCCUGCUCGGGGUCUUUAUUUUAUGCUGGGGCCCUUUCUUUCUACACCUUAUCCUCAUCCUCGCCUGUCCCACCAGCCCCUUCUGCAACUGUUUCUUUCGAAACUUUAACCUUUUCCUCAUCCUCAUCAUCUGUAACUCCCUCAUCGACCCGCUUAUAUACGCGUACCGGAGCCAGGAGCUGCGUAAAACCUUGCAGGAGAUGGUCCUGUGUUCGUUUUGCUUCGGCGUGUGACAUCGUGGACAUUCCUGAACAAAACCGAGCGCAACACAACAUUCUUCCUCUGUCUUCAACAUGUCCGAAGAUAGAAUAAGACACAACUGAUAUGUUUAAACAUGCAAAUGUUGCCCGUGCGCGAGUGCACAUGGCAGCUGAAGACUCUGUCACACUGGAAACAUUUGAUAAAUAGAACUGGGUUCCG
Molecule: messenger RNA, 1165 nt
Organism: Pelmatolapia mariae (spotted tilapia)
Lineage: Eukaryota; Metazoa; Chordata; Actinopteri; Cichliformes; Cichlidae
Gene: mc1r
Product: melanocortin 1 receptor
Exons: 1
Coding region: 1-978 (325 amino acids)
Biological process (GO): adenylate cyclase-activating G protein-coupled receptor signaling pathway; regulation of metabolic process
Cellular component (GO): cytoplasm; plasma membrane
Molecular function (GO): melanocyte-stimulating hormone receptor activity
Source: RefSeq, a predicted model, not a curated record